AUGGACAUGAAAAUGGAGAAGAUGGCCAAGGAUACAGUGAUUGAGACCCCCAGCAUUGCUGAAGACCAUGCCCUUGGCACCACCACCACCCUAUACAUUGAUCCCGCACGGGAGGCAGCAGUGCGCAGGAAGUUUGACAUCUAUGUCGUACCAAUCUCGGUCAUUUAUCUUGUCAUGUCUACGCUUGACCGCAACAACCUUGGAAAUGCCCGUGUCUUUGGCUUUGACAAAGAUGUCGGACUAAAAGGCGGCCAGUUCGGCAACAUCCAGACGCUGUCUAGCGUCUGUACCGUUCUCUUCGAAGUUCCUUGGGUCCUGGCCACCCGGCGAUGGGGUGCCAAAAAGGCAAUCGGAACUGCGUUCGUCCUAUGGAGCAUCUGCACGCUCGGGACGGCGUUCGUCCAAACGUACGGCCAGACGAUUGCCUGUCGCAUGUUGCUGAAUGCCGCCGAGGCCGGUCUCGCACAGGCAUUCGCUUUCCUAUUCUCAACAAUCUAUCCGCGCGAGCUGGCAGGAAAGCGGAUCAUGACUACGAACCUCGCCCAGUGUAUCUCUGGUGCUUUUGGCGGGCUCUUCGCGUACGCCGUCCAAACGAUGGGAACACGGCACGGUCUCGCGGCGUGGAGAUGGCUCUUCAUCAUUGAGUUCUGUAUCACCGUGGUCAUCUGCGGUAUUGGUCUAGUCUUCCUGCCAGGCGAGGUCGAGAAUGCAUGGUUUCUCAACGAGGAAGAGAAGGAGACUAUGCGAAUGAAAAAGGAGCGAGACUACAUCAUCCGAGGAGAAAAGACGUUCGAGCGCAAGUGGAUCAAGAUCGCCCUGACCGACCCCUUUGUUUGGAUGCUUGGUCUUGCCUUCUUCACUUCGUCGGUUGCCAUCAACGGAUUUGGAGUCUUCUUACCCACCAUCAUCGACGGCCUUGGCUUUGCUUCCCUCAAGGUCAAUUAUAUGACCAUCCCGGUCUAUGUCCUUGGCGCCAUCUCCCUUACAGUCCAGGUCUACUAUUCGGACAAGCUCCGAAAGCGAGCAUAUUUCAUCGUGGGAUGUUGUGUCCCUGUCGCUAUUGGCUAUCUCAUGUGUGUGUGGUCCAAGAACCCCGAUGUUGGCUAUGCCGGCAUGUUUGUCCUCGUCAUAGGGCUUUAUCCCAUUUCCACUUUGGCCGUAACGUGGAUCACAACGAACCUAGCACCCGACUCGAAGCGUGCAAUAGGUCAGCCCUUUGCCUACAGCCUAGCCAACGUGUCGAACCUUAUUUCCGGACAGCUAUAUCCAAGUCAGCAAGGUCCGCGAUACGUCCCCGGCAACUCCAUUUCGGCUGGUCUCACAAUCGUCGCUGGGUUUCUCUAUGCCUCGUGCUGGUUCCUACUCAGGAGGAGAAAUGCCAAGAAGACGAAGAUGAUUGCUGAAGGGGCUACCACCAAUGAAAAGGAAGGAGAUCAGAGCCUUGACUUCACGUACAUUCUCUGA
This is a messenger RNA of Fonsecaea multimorphosa CBS 102226, 1464 nucleotides long. RefSeq lists its product as uncharacterized. The record is from RefSeq and is a predicted model, not a curated record. The transcript is spliced from 4 exons. Gene Ontology annotation, cellular component: membrane. NCBI's taxonomy places the organism in Eukaryota, Fungi, Ascomycota, Eurotiomycetes, Chaetothyriales, Herpotrichiellaceae. Bases 1 to 1464 code for a protein of 487 amino acids. Gene Ontology annotation, molecular function: transmembrane transporter activity. Gene Ontology annotation, biological process: transmembrane transport.